CAUAAUCUGUAAAAUAUGUAUCCAGAAAGCCAUUUUAUUUAAAUAAACUUAGAAAGAUAGGAAUUCUUUCAAUAAUGACCUGUUAUAUUUUCAUGAAAAUUUUGUUUGAUGACAAGCCUUCUUCAAGGUCUAUUAACCGCAACCAUAGAGUAAACAAAUUUAUGUUUAUGUUAAGCACAAAUUUUAAAUUGUUGUUGACGUAAAUUGGAGCGUAAAAAUAGCAUUUAAAAUAUAAAAUCCAGGAAAUCAUCACUUAUGCUCUUGAACUAAUCUUCUUUCGCUAAGUAAAAUGAUUAAAUUAUUUCAAGAUCAAGAACAUCGUAUGAAACUUCACGAAGAGGCUAAGCAAAGGAAACAAGAUUUUGCUUUGCGAAAUCAACUUCAGUUGCAGGCAAGAAAAGAUGCAUCUGUUGACAUUCCUUAUCAACAUGAUUCUAUAAAAGAUGAUUUAAAAAAUUCCAUUCGAGCUUUUCAUGGUAAAAAAUGCAAAGAAAAUCUACAGUUGUGUGAAGAAUCGCUUGGAAAAGAGUUAGGUGAGAGUAAGAAAAACGCUGAAAGGCAGGAGAAAAUGCGCCAAUUACUGUGGGAGACGUCACCUGAGCUCAGAGAUCUUCGUCUAAAGUUUCUAAUGGCUGAUGUAGCUAAAGACCAGGCCAUGCAGAUAGCAGAAAAACAAGCUUUACUGGAAUUGAAACAGAAAGAAAUACAAGCGGAAGCUGAAGCUAUUUCUCGUGAGAAAAAGAAAAUGGAAGAAGAACUAAAGGAGCAGCAAGCACUAGAAUUUCGGGCUCGACAGAAGUACCAUAGAGAAUUGGCAGAACAGCAGAAUUAUAAAGCUGCAAAAGAGACAGUAGGCGAAGAACAACAAAGGAGAGAAAGAUCUGCUAUUGAUGAAAUAAAAAAGAAAAUCGAGGAAGAGGAUUUUAUAAAUGCUAAAAAGAAAAUUGAGGCACAGAAGGAAUUACAUCGGCAAGCGUUGGAGUUACAAAAUGUCCGCAAAGAAAUGCAACGAUUAGAAAAGUUGAAAGAAGGCACUGAAGAUAUGAAGAUUGAUGAAUAUCGUAAAGCUCAAGAAUUGAGAGCCAAAGAAAUAGAAGAGAAGAAACAGUUAACUACCAACCAGCGGUUACAGUUGCAAGAAGAGCUACUCUCACAUCUUGAGGAAAUGUAUGCUGAGAAAUCUCGCCAAGAACUUCUUCGGACCGAGCUUGCUAUCGAAGAGAAAGAAGCUUAUGAGAGAGAGAAAGCUGAAGAUUCAGAAAGAGCGAAAGCUGAUUUGAGAGAACAGUUUGCUCAAUUACAUAAAAUACAGCUGUAUAUAAAGAAACAAAAGGAAGAACAACAGAAAAAGGAAGAUGAAUUAUUCAGAGAGAAUUUGAUGGCAAGGCUGUAUGAAGAGGAAAAAUUAGAGUUUAUGUCCCAACAGAAAAGACGGCAGAAGCAACUUGAGCAUAGACGUUUGGCACAGAAAAUGAUUGAAGAAAAGAAUAAAAGAAAAGCCAUGGAACGGGCAAGAGAAAUGGCUGAUCUGGAAUAUCACAAAGAAAUAGAAUUUGAAAGAAGAAAAAUGGUAGAAGAAGAAAGGGCAAGAUUUCUUAAAGACCAUGCCAAGGAAUUACUAGGUUACCUUCCCAAAGGCGUUUUUAAAAAUGAUGAAGAAUUAGAACGUCUAGGUGAAGAAUUUAGACAAUUUUACUCGAGAAAAAGUUGCAGUUACUGAAACUGUUACUUAAUCAAGUAGCUCAUGUGAUUUGAAAUUUCAUACUUUAACCAUAAUCAUUUGAAAAUUUUAUUUCAAUAGUGUGACAUUUUACAUAUCAUAAAUUUUUAAAUCAUAUUUUUCGUUUUUGUGCUGUUCGAUUCAUUCCCUUAAAUUGUUUUAAUUCUAACUUUAAUGUUCAUCUUAUAUAUAAAUUAAUAAUUACUCGAAAACUGAACAUUGGGUUAUUUUAUUAAACGUGUGAUAGA
Stegodyphus dumicola is the source of this 1968-nucleotide messenger RNA. RefSeq names its product meiosis-specific nuclear structural protein 1-like. The record is from RefSeq and is a predicted model, not a curated record. NCBI's taxonomy places the organism in Eukaryota, Metazoa, Arthropoda, Arachnida, Araneae, Eresidae.